GGCCAUGGCGCUGUGUACAUCAUUCUCCAGCAGUCCGUCUAAAAGAAGCUAGUUGUUUGUGUGUUUGUGGUUUCUGUUUCCGCCGGAAGUGCUACGUCAUCGAGGUGAUGUACUUCCUGGUUUAUGUUUGUGUCAGAGCGCCUGCGCAGCUCUCAGAGUCUCAGUAAAGUCUGAUCAUGAGUCUGAUCUCUCCCUCAGUCUGAUCCACACCAACAUCUCGGAGAGUUUUAUCCUCCUCAUGUGUCAGGGUUUAUUGCUGUCUGCUUUCUCAUAGAGGAACACUUUCUCUUUCGGGUGAUGAUGGAGUCUCCCCAGGCGGAUGAUGAUAUCUGUAUCCUGAAGCACGAGACGGCGUACGCGGCCGAGAGCCCAGUGGCGUUGUGCUCGGGGGACGAGUCUGUGGCGUCUCACUUCGCCCUCGUCACCGCCUACGAGGACAUCAAGAAGCGUCUGAGGGACACGGAGAAGGAGAACACGCUGCUGCGCAAACGGGUCAAACAGCUGGAGGACAAGUUGUUCAGACCUGAAGCCCCCCCCUCUGAAGGGCCGCAGUACAUGAAUAAAGCGUUCAGUGCGUAUCGUGGAAUCUACAUGGAGAAGAAAGACCUUCAGGCAGAGCUCAGUAAACUGAAGAAGGAGAGAGCCGAGUCAGAGAGGAUUUUAACUGAACAGCUGCAGGCCAAAGAGCUGGAACUACUACAGCUCAGAUCAGAGAUGGAGACCAGCCAGGUGAUGAAGAGUCUGAAUGAGACACAGGAUUACUGGCACGUGAAUCGAGACAGCAGUGAAGUGCAGAUACACACUCUACAGGAGGAAGUGCAGAGACUCCGACUGGAAAACAACCACUUACACACACUCUGCACCCUCCGACAGGAGGUGUCUGAGAGCCCAGUAAAGAAUGAUGAGAUCCAGCAGGGGGCGCCACCGUACUGCAGCAGGCCUAAAGUAAUGAGUGUGUAUGAGGACGUGUGCAGUGAAGUGUCCCGUCUACACACACUGGUGAAAAAUCAGAGUGAACUGAUGAAGAAACUCAGAGACAGACCCGUAUUGAAGAGAGCCUCCUCAGCUGUUCCUGUGCAGUGUUUGGAUGAUGUGGACACAAACCAUUCGCCUGUCCGAGCUCCGAUUCCCCGCCCCCCCAGUGCCCCACCCCUUCAUGUGGCCCCGCCCCCUGGAACCUCAUACACAGAGAACUGGAAGGAGGUGUGGCCUCUUAACCGCCCCUCCCCUUUAGGAAGCCCCGCCGGCCCGCCCGGCCCACCUCAGCACGCCGCCUCCUCAUUGGACGAUGGCUCCUGGUCUAUCCCCGCCCACCCCGCACCGGACCACCCACUGUUUUGGGAGGGGCCAAAGUCCAGCAGCGCCGAGUGGUCCAAGCCGUACUGACGGACACGUGACUCGUCCAAUCACAUCCUGCCUUAAGACCGCCGCCCAGACUGAGAUACCUCACACUGCUCUCACCUGGGCCUGUACAUACACUUCCAGAGAGAGCGCGUGUGUGUGUGUGUGUGUGCGCGUGUGUGUUCUCUUUCCUGUCUUGAUGUUUUUAUUCUCCUGACUGACAGAAAGCUCCAGUCCGCUGUAUAAUGUGCCCUCACCUCUCCCUCUUCAGGAGUAAAUUUACCCAGAAGUCAUUGCUCUUAUCACGUUUUGUUUUUUUCUUUUUUAAGUUUUACUAUAAAGUCAGUUGUUCUGUUGCUCUAAACACUGUUUCUACAGAAUUAUAAGUAAAAAAUUAAAAGCUAAAGCUAGUCAGCUACUCAGCCGUCAGGUGCUGUGUCCGCUAAACGUGGUUAGCCAGCUAGCUAGAAAGCUAAUAGCUCUUUUAUAAACGAGGGCUAAAAACUUGCAUAGCGCUGUAGCUAACAUACAGCGGGAGAGAGGUCUAUGGGGAGGGGGCACUUACUUUUAAACUCAACUUAGAGAUCUAAUAUAUACAGUAUAUAUAUAUAUAUAUGUGUGUGUGUGUGAGUGAGAGAGAUUGUGAUUCGAUCAGGGUGAUUAAACAGGAAUCGGAGCACAGGGUGUGUGUGUGUGUGUGUGUGUGUGUGUGAGAAAGAGAACGGCUUGGAAAAUGUGUGUGUGAAGGUUUACAGUUGUGUUUAGACUAACACACUCCCAGUGCUGUAUCGAACAGUACAAGCGUUAAUGUGCUAAAUGAAGGACCAGUGUGUGUGUGUGUGUGUGUGUGUGUGUGUGUGUGUGUGUGUUGAUAAAUCAGAUGAAUAGGAAACUGAUGUAAAUGUGAUUAGUGUGUUUGUGCACAGUGGGUGAGUGGCUCUGUUUCGUGGUGUUAUUUUAUCCGUGUGUGUGUGUGUGUGUGUGUGUCUGCGUCGGUGCCCAAAUGCAACGUGCAGCUGACGUACAUCGUUUUCUAGCUCGACUCUCUCUUUGUAAAUAAUAAAGUCAGCUGAAUGUUAGUGUUUGUGUUUGUGUACAACUUCACACAUCAUGAUCUGGGUUUCACACACACACACACACACACACAUCAGGUGUGAGAGAUGUAACAUUAGAACAUAAAUUUUUAAUCAGUUCUGUUUACACUGAAUAUCUUCAUUAAGUCCAACCCCCUUUCUCAUGAAUAUUCAUUAAACUCAUGAAUGAUGUUUAAA
Clarias gariepinus (North African catfish) is the source of this 2612-nucleotide messenger RNA. It is a transcript of the gene azi2, whose product is annotated as 5-azacytidine induced 2. Gene Ontology annotation, cellular component: cytoplasm. Gene Ontology annotation, biological process: canonical NF-kappaB signal transduction. NCBI's taxonomy places the organism in Eukaryota, Metazoa, Chordata, Actinopteri, Siluriformes, Clariidae. The coding region runs from base 298 to 1386 and encodes 362 amino acids. The record is from RefSeq and is a predicted model, not a curated record. The transcript has 9 exons.